GUCAUCACUCAGGAAUACGCUUCUAUUGGGCUCCAUACAAAAAAUUGGUUUAGAGUUUGCAUUAUAUUUUUUGUAAAUUUUAAUCUGAAUGCUGCAACUGUGUUUAUAUUGCUUUUCUCUUUUGCGCAGUUUUGUCUGUAAAUAAUAUUAUUAGUAACACAACUAUAAAACUCUUUAAACCAAGUUGAAAUUUAGUGCUAAAACAAUGAACGCUCUUCUUGACUACGGUUCAUCUUCGAGCGCUUCUGAAGAAGAAAGCGGCGAUGAAGAAAUAAUUAAGCCAGAAGAUCACACAGACGAUAAGCCUAAGUUACCAAAACCUGUGCUGGGAGAAAGCAGUCUUCACACAUCAGUGUUUUCAAAUCCGUUCGCUGCAGCUGAAAUAGCAAAAUCGGCUAUACUAGAAAAACAUGUGAAAAUGGUUUCAGGUAAAGAUAAUACCCAAAUGAUUAAUGGAAAGAAAAUAUGUUGGAAUUAUAGAAAAGGUAAAUGUCGUUUUGGACAUAAUUGCAAAUAUGCACAUGAUUCGGACAUACAAAAAUCAGCAGAGGAGCUAGAGGCUGAGAAACAGAAUUUAAAAUCAGUUGUUUGUGAGAGCACUGGUACAAUGUCUUCCGCGCCCCCACCACAGGUUGUCUUGGAGGCAUCUCUUGCCACAGACGAUGAAAGUUGGGAGGGAAAGUCUAGUAAAAAGAAAAAACGCCCCGGUUUAACCCAGGGUCUCAUACCUGGACAAAAAGUCAUGAAAUUGUAUAAGGAACAAAGAAUAAAAGAUGCUCCAAAAUAAUAAAA
Danaus plexippus (monarch butterfly) is the source of this 792-nucleotide messenger RNA. RefSeq lists its product as uncharacterized. The transcript has 4 exons. Gene Ontology annotation, molecular function: metal ion binding. NCBI's taxonomy places the organism in Eukaryota, Metazoa, Arthropoda, Insecta, Lepidoptera, Nymphalidae. The coding region runs from base 206 to 787 and encodes 193 amino acids. The record is from RefSeq and is a predicted model, not a curated record.